UACCCAGCUCUCCUCCAAUCACUGCGCCUGUUACUUUGGGCACUCCGUAUCACCUUGGAGGAAUAUAACCUUGCUGCCCCACUGACUGGCUGGAAAUAUUGGCUCAUCUACACUUCUGCCUACGGUGCCUACCCUAUCUCAGUGUAGCCUGGCAGGGGAAGAAAAGCAGCAGACAGGCUACAGAGAAUUUUUUCGUGCUUCAUUGAACUAAUUGUUGCUUGUCCAAGAAAACAGGAUGGAUGAGAAGAAGUGGUACCAAGUUACAGAUAAGGCGGUUCCAGCAGGGUCCAGGUCUCUUCUUUAAAGAGAAGUUCCAGCAUCAAAGAGGCUGAAAAGCAAACACUUCAAUCAACCAAAAUGGAAGGAGGCAACAGUCCAAAUCUGCAACUUCAGCAACUCCCGUUGGCCACAGCAGCGGUUUCCGUGCAGCCACACACUGACUCCUUUUCUUACAAGGAGAACUUGAUUGGUGCAUUACUAGCUAUUUUUGGGCAUCUUGUUAUCAGUAUUGCACUCAACCUCCAGAAAUACAGCCACAUCCGGCUGGCAGGUUCCAAAGACACCCGAGCCUACUUCAAAACCAAGACAUGGUGGUGUGGACUGUUUCUGCUGGUGCUGGGAGAACUGGGAGUGUUUUCCUCUUACGCCUUUGCUCCUCUUUCACUGAUUGUGCCACUCAGUGCAGUGUCUGUUAUAGCUAGUGCAAUCAUAGGAAUGAUAUUUAUUAAAGAAAAAUGGAAGCCCAAGGAUUUUUUGAGGCGCUAUGUUUUGUCCUUUGUAGGCUGUGGUUUGGCAAUUGUUGGAACUUAUCUGCUGAUAACAUUUGGACCUAAUAGUCAUGAGAAGAUGACAGGAGAAAAUAUCACUAGGCAUUUAGUGAGCUGGCCAUUUCUGUUGUAUAUGCUUGUGGAGAUCGUCAUAUUCUGCCUGCUACUAUAUUUUUACAAGGAGAAAAAUGCAAACUACAUUGUAGUUAUUCUUCUGCUGGUAGCUUUGCUGGGUUCCAUGACUGUUGUGACUGUGAAGGCUGUGGCAGGCAUGAUUGUUGUCUCGAUACAAGGAAACUUACAGCUCGACUACCCUAUAUUUUAUAUCAUGUUGGUGUGCAUGAUUGCUACAACGAUUUUUCAAGCAACAUUUUUAGCUCAAGCCUCACAGCUGUAUGACUCAUCUCAGAUUGCCAGCAUCGGCUAUAUCCUGUCCACAACAGUAGCAAUCACAGCAGGAGCGACUUUUUACUUGGACUUCACCGGUGAAGAUGUUCUCCAUAUAUGUAUGUUUGCGCUUGGGUGCCUCAUAGCAUUUCUAGGUGUCUUCCUGAUCACAAGAAAUAGGAAGAAAUCUGUACCAUUCGAACCGUACAUAUCGAUGGAUGCUAUGCCAGGCAUGCAGAACAUGCACGAUAAAGGGAUUGCAGUUCAGCCUGACCUCAAAGCUUCUUUUUCCUACGGUGCCCUAGAGAACAAUGACAACAUGCCGGAAAUCUAUACUCCAGCUACAUUGCCGAUUGUGCAGGAACAACACGGUUCCAAAGGAGUUUCUGCUCCACCCUACCGGGUGCUGGAGCACAGCAAAAAGGACGAGACUUGCUUUUGGAAACUUCCUGACAAAGGACUCCAAGGGAGGCGAUGUCUGUUUCUACAGCACAUAAAUCACAAUAUUUUUGAUUACUCCAUUGUGCCACAUCAGUAGAGCCUGAGGUGUUCCUUGGGCUAUAGGCCUCAACUCAAUGCACUGAUGUUGUAAGCGUUGCAUUUUUGCCAGUCUGUGUUAGGCACUGUAAGUGCGGCAGUAGGACUGCCAGACUGCACCUCGCUCCUGCUUGCUGCCUAUGUUCAAUACUUGAAUUUUAAAAUGUUGGGGUUUUUUGUAUUUUAUGCACUUCCCCCUUUCUUGCUCUUUCUUCCAAGCUUCCAAAAGAUUUUAUUUUCUGCUCUUCAGCACAGUCUUACAGCUGCCGUCUCUGUUGCUGAGAAGGCUUGAACAGGGCCCCUAGAAUCCAAACAUCUGUUUAAACUUGACUGUAGAACUUCUGCGCUCUUUCUAACAGUGGGAGGGUAUAGCUCAGGAUUGAAAUAAACUCCUUACCUCCCUUCUAGUUCAGAGCUUACAAGCUGAAAACAGGAAGCUAUUUGUACCCUCAAGUCUGUACUUUUUACAAAAUAUUUGCUGGUCUGAGGUGACAAUGGCCAUGCCCGGGAUUGCAGCAAACAUUUACAGCUGAACAGCACGUGAAGAUUUAAAGGAGGGGAGCCCCAUGCCACAUUCUAGCCCUUCUUGCAGCAUGAAAAAUAAUCUGUUGCUGUACAGCACACUUUAACCUGUGUACAUCAAAACUUGUUUAUCCAGGGCUGAUCCCGAGAGCGGCAGGGCACUACAAACAGCAGAGUAUGCUUAGAUUUCCAAAUGUGCAGCAUUUUUCAGAAUCAAGAGCUGAAAAAAGUGUGCACAAAAAUCAACUGACUGCUGUCUCCCUUACUAAACUGGUAGAAUAGCUCCUUGACUCUCUAUGUCCUAGCUUCUUCAUCAAAUGUGAACUGACAUCUACUGCCUCCACACUGUGUGGCUUUUCAAUGCACCAGAGCACUUGACACGUUCUCAGUGUGUAUCUUACGUGUAACUUAAUGCUGUGGAAUACAGCUCCUAUGUUGGCUGAAUGUACAAAAUGAUCUGCCUACAAUGUUCUCUUGUUCACAUUAAAAUGUGUAAAUAAAUCAAGCUUUACAGUAUUGGACUAUAAGGAUAACUGCUUAAUUUUUCAUAAGCAAUGUUGCAUGUCUAUUUAAUUCUGUUUGUCUUUUAGGUGAGACCUUUGGAAAUGAAACUUAAUAAAAGAUUGUGGUAAA
Gymnogyps californianus (California condor) is the source of this 2846-nucleotide messenger RNA. It is a transcript of the gene NIPAL3, whose product is annotated as NIPA like domain containing 3. NCBI's taxonomy places the organism in Eukaryota, Metazoa, Chordata, Aves, Accipitriformes, Cathartidae. Gene Ontology annotation, cellular component: membrane. The record is from RefSeq and is a predicted model, not a curated record. The transcript is spliced from 13 exons. Gene Ontology annotation, biological process: magnesium ion transport. The coding region runs from base 358 to 1692 and encodes 444 amino acids. Gene Ontology annotation, molecular function: magnesium ion transmembrane transporter activity.